Molecule: messenger RNA, 1410 nt
Organism: Bubalus bubalis (water buffalo)
Lineage: Eukaryota; Metazoa; Chordata; Mammalia; Artiodactyla; Bovidae
Product: dynein regulatory complex protein 8-like
Exons: 2
Coding region: 262-810 (182 amino acids)
Molecular function (GO): calcium ion binding
Source: RefSeq, a predicted model, not a curated record
CAGAUCCCUCUACCUCACCAGAGCCCGCAGGCCGCGCACGGCGCCUGGCCACUCCUAAAGUUGGUCUUCCUGGGUACCCUGCAAGUGCUUCCGUCUACAGAGGCUACCUCAGUAAAGUACGAGACUGUGUCUUGAUGGUUAGCCCCCAGACUGAAAACAGCGUAAAGAGAAGUGCUCCAGCACACGUGUGAAUGUAAGUUCCCUGAGGGCAGAAACUGUAUCUUGUUUAUCUGUCCAUCUCUAGCUCUGAGCACAAGGAAAAUGAAAUGUUCAAGAAAUAUUUGUUGCUCUCCCCGGCGACGGCGCCGCAACAAGAUGGCGGACGACAGAGACAGGGACGGCACAGAGGUAGCUGUAGCAGAAUUUCACAAAAAAAUCAAAGAAGCUUUUGAAGUGUUUGACCAUGAGUCAAAUAAUACAGUGGAUGUGAGAGAGGUCAGAACAAUUAUCAGGUCAUUAGGAUGCUGCCCUAGUGAAGGAGAGCUACAUGAUCUGAUUGCAGAGGUAGAGGAAGAACCCCCCACUGGAUACAUUCGAUUUGAAAAAUUUCUACCAGUGAUGACUGAAGUGCUACUGGAAAGAAGAUAUAGACCAAUUCCGGAAGAUAUCCUUCUUCGAGCUUUUGAGGUAUUAGAUCCAGCUAAACGAGGAUUUCUUUCUAAGGAUGAACUGAUAAAGUAUAUGACUGAAGAAGGUGAGCCUUUUUCUCAGGAGGAAAUGGAAGAACUGUUGUCUGCUGCAAUUGAUCCAGAAUCGAAUUCAAUUCAUUAUAAGGACUACAUAAUAAUGAUGGUGAUAGAUGAGAAUUAAACACUCUAAAGACUUCAUUUCUAAUUGAAAGUAUAAUUUUUGCUUGUCCUUGUUAAUUUCACAUUUUGUCUUAUAACUCCUACAUAUUGCUAAUUAAUUCCUUGUGACAACUAUUUGAAGAUAUUUUGUUUUUUAAAGGUGAUCAUACAGUUUAAAAUACAGAUCUAUUUAGCAAAAAAAAAAAAAGAAAUAUUUGUUGAAUUGUCAGGAAAUAAUAGUAAUGACCACAGUGCAAAUGCAGGGGGUUAGCAUCCAAACACACACCUUUCACAUUUGCAAAGCCCCUUGAAUCUUUUUUUCGUCAUAAUAGCCUUGUGAGUUAAGGUAGGAAGUUAUUCUUUUCUAUUUGGCUUGGACAGUUGAUAUGAGCUCAGUAAACUUUAAGAGAAACCUCAAUUUAGGGAACUGGCUCCAUAAUAGUCAAGGAAAAAAAUUUACAUUCUUUCAAAGAUGUACUGAGUGCCUAAGUUUGGCUGGGCAUUGGGGUGAGCAGAGAGGGUGAAAAGGUGUACAUAAUAUGAAGCAGAUGAGUGAAAAUAGGGCUGAACACUAACGGCAAGUAGAACUUACCUUCCUUUGAAGGCAGGGAAUUUAAGAAAG